AUGGGUUCUCACGCUGAUGCCCCGCCGUCCCGCGCGACGGAUGCUGUCCUCGUGGCCUCGGAAAACGUGCCGGAAGGUACUCCGCAGGUCAGCGGAAUCGAUUUCGACAAGUAUGCCGAUCGAGAUAUCACCGCUGCAGAAUUGUUGGAAAACAUGGCGGGAAUGGGCUUCCAGGCCUCCGCCGUCGCCGAAGCCGCAAGGAUCAUUAACGAGAUGAUCGCAUGGCGGGACCCAAAGACAGGGAAAGGCACGACGAUCUUCCUCGGAUACACCUCCAAUCUGAUAUCGUCAGGUCUGCGAGAGACUCUCCGCUACCUCGUUCAACACAAGCACGUUUCAGCCAUCGUAACGACGGCCGGCGGCGUUGAAGAGGACUUUAUCAAAUGCCUCGCUCCGACGUACCUAGGCUCCUUCACCAUGAAGGGCGCUCCGCUUCGCGAGAGGGGGAUGAAUCGAAUCGGAAACCUGAUCGUGCCCAACAACAACUACUGUCUGUUCGAAGACUGGGUGAUGCCCAUACUGAAUAAAAUGCUGGAGGAGCAGGAAGCGUCGAAGAGUACGGACGAGCCUCUGCACUGGACGCCAAGCAAGGUCAUUCAUCGCCUGGGGAAGGAGAUCAACAACGAAGAAUCCGUCUACUACUGGGCUUACAAGAAUGAUAUUCCCGUCUUUUGCCCGGCGUUGACCGAUGGGAGUCUUGGUGAUAUGUUGUAUUUUCAUACUUUCUCCGCUGCCCCGGCACAACUGCGGAUCGAUAUCGUUGAGGACAUACGGAGGAUCAAUUCCAUGUCUACAUUUGCUGAACGGGCGGGAAUGAUUAUCCUUGGUGGGGGAUUGGUCAAACAUCACAUCGCCAAUGCUUGCCUGAUGCGUAACGGUGCCGAGAGUGCUGUGUACAUCAACACCGCGCAGGAGUUCGAUGGGAGCGAUGCUGGCGCACGGCCGGAUGAGGCUGUGAGCUGGGGAAAGAUCAAAGCGGAUGCGCAGAGCGUAAAGGUUUACGCGGAGGCAACUGCCGUCUUCCCUCUUAUCGUAGCCGCUACCUUUGCGAAGGUGAACAAACAAGUUAUCAAAUGA
Molecule: messenger RNA, 1077 nt
Organism: Coccidioides posadasii C735 delta SOWgp
Lineage: Eukaryota; Fungi; Ascomycota; Eurotiomycetes; Onygenales; Onygenaceae
Gene: DYS1
Product: Deoxyhypusine synthase
Biological process (GO): peptidyl-hypusine biosynthetic process
Cellular component (GO): cytoplasm
Molecular function (GO): deoxyhypusine synthase activity
Source: RefSeq, a predicted model, not a curated record